CACGUGCACGUGGCUGCGUCUCUCCUCGUAGUGCAGAUAUCGAGUUUGUCUUAAAAGCCAAACAGAACACGUGUUAACGUGUCUACAUACGAGGCGCCGCGUCCAUACCAGCAUGCGGAGGAGCCGGAUAUUAAAAGGCACAGUGAGAACAAGUACGCGCACUUCCGCUUCUACAGCGCAGCUGUGAGUUUAAGAGGCGACGCCGCGUCCUCAGAGCCGCUUUCAGUUCAGCGGCGGCCGGAUCUCUAAUGUGCGCGCAGCGUCACCGCAAGGGACCGGUUCAUCGGCGGUGUGGACCGAGGUGCUAGCGUCCCGGGGGGGGUGUCUGGAGUCGAACCCUCGUCGGCUUUCUAUGCGGCACACGGCGGACGGAACUUUACGCGGGGCGAACAGCAGGUGACCGGGUGGCAUCUCACGGCGUCCGAUCGGAUGCGCGGAUCGGCAUGGGGAACCAGAUUGACAAGCUGUCGCAUUUAAAUUACCCCUAAGUUCCCCCGGUGGACCCGAACGGCGCGGACGCGGAGGACGCUCCGCGGCUCGGCGUCUCUUACAUAUUCUCUAACGACGACGACGACGACGACCACCACCACCACCCGGAGGACGGAUGCGCGAUCGACGGCACGGCGAAGGAUCCGAAUCCGGAAGAGAAGCGCUACAACCAGCGCGACGAGGUGGAGUGCGCCGUCUACCACCGGGACGAGUGCAUCUACGAGCGCGGCGCCGGGCGCGCCGGCCGGGAGGUCUCCUCCCCCGAGAACCUGCUGAACAAGUGCAAAGCGGGGGACCUGGUGGAGUUCGUGGCCACCGCUCAGCUGCCGCACUGGGCCGUGUACGUGGGGGACUUUCAGGUGGUGCACCUCCACAGGGCCGAGGUGAAAAACGGCUUUCUGACAGACGCCGGCCAGGGGAGGAGGUGCAGGAUCGUGAACGACCUGUACAGGUGGAGAGCUCUCGCCCCGGACAUGGUGGUGCAGAACGCGAUGGAGCAAGUGGGCUUGAAGGACCGGGGGCUGAGCUGGAGGAACUCCGAGUGCUUCGCCGCCUGGUGCAGGUUCGGCAAGAGGGAGUUGAAAACGGGGGGGGAGAUCCGCAUCGGCAAACAGCCCUACAGGUUGAAAGUAGCGCUGUCCGACAAGCAGUCGCACGUUUUGGAGUUUCAGAGCUUGGAGGACGCGAUCAUGGAGAAGAGGAGGAACGAUCAGCUGGGCAGGGGCGGCGUGCCAGAGCUGGCCACUCACUUCAGCAGCGUGGGGAAGAUAACAAGUGACUAAUGAGGAGGAGGAGGAGGAGGAGGAGGAGGAGGAGGAGGCUUCUUCCUCCUCCUUUGCGAUGCUUUUCAUAACAACAUGCUAUACAAGUAGAGUAGCCUUUUACUAAACAUUAAUCUAUAGCAAGCCUUCACAUUAGUUGGAGCACACGUGUCAUCAUUUACUCAGAUAUUGUCAUUUUAUAUGUUUUUCAUAUGCGAGUGAAACAAUUUGAAUGCCUUAAAGCCCCCAGACUCUUAAUGGCCUUAGAAAUGUCACUUUUGUGGGGUCAAUGGAGUGAAUUGAAUAGGUCUGCUUGUUUAGUGACGCUCUGGCAGCCCUUCCACACGGGAUGUGUAGCUUUACAUAUGAAACUGUCUCUGUCCUGUAAGUAGAGUGAAUGUUUCUCUAGCGGUGAACUCUGUUACUUGAUCCUCGUGUGGUUUCGUCUCUCAGCUCGCUCAGACAGAAAUGUGUCAGAGCUGCUCGACUGAAGGAUUCUUUCUGCCUUUUUAAAAAAAGAAAAAAAUUCUCCUCCCAGCACCGUUUUGUAUGGAAUGUCGUGGAGCUGGUCAUGUGUUACACGGAUCAAUGUCUUAACUGUACCAGAAGUUCAAGUAAACCACGAUCCCCUCUCCCUUAUCAAAAGGACUCUUCUCUCGUGUUGUUUCGCCUCCAGGAUGUUCGCUACAGACUGUCAGCCGUGCGUUUUUUAAGAUGAUCAGUGUGCCCUUAAUUCAUCUCGUCUUGGAAAUUGGUCUAAUUUGCUGGGUUUUAAAAGCAACUUGUUUAAAUAUUAAUUAAUUAAUGAAUUAUUAAGAUGAGUGCUGGGAAUGUAAUGAAAUCAAACCAAAGCUAUUUGCCACUAUCAGGGCAUUAAUGUUUUAUGUAUUUUGUUAUAGAAAAACUAGUUACCGUCACUGAUCAUAACAUUAUAACGGGCAAGUUGACAUUUAUAAAUCUGUUUUCUUUAUUUCUGAAUAAGCACCAUAAGCAGCAGCUCAGUCUAUUAAUAAUCUAUCCGUCAAUAUUGUCCCUGUUAAGAGGCAAAGUGGUGGAGCACAAUGAUUGUGUAUCAGAACCAGUGAGCAACAGUCAAAAUAAUAAUGUUUUUUUAAAACAUUUUUAUAAACUGCAUUAAUGUGCAUUGAAACAAGUGUCGGCAUUAACAGAUUAAUGCAUGAACGUCCCGAUAACGCGUUAAUGUGCCCAACGCUAACUGAGACCAGCGUUAAGUGAACUGGGUUAAAUCAGGUCACCACUGUAAGAAUAAUGCGACCGGCAGAGUGUAAACCAGACUACAGGAGCACCGGCCUUCUGCCUGUUCCUCAGGUGAAACAUAAGCAACCACUGAUUUUGUUCUCUGGCAAAGUUCUGGAAAAAACAAUAAAUCAUCCGAGCUCACACUAUGUGAGGAUCUGCUUUAUAUAUUUGUUAACUCGAUGUUUUAUGAGUUUUUGACGUCCAGGCAAAACAAGGAUUUCAGAUUCAACACCUUGGACUAGGAAGCUUUUAUUUAAUGACAUUGCAGGAAAUAAACCAUCACAAAACACUUCCAUCCGAUCAAUUGACACUGAGAGCAAUUGGUUUCUCUGUUAGGGGGAUCGAUUGCAACGAUUCCGGCGGCCUGACGGCCAACAAACGUUAAUAAAUUCAUAGAUGGGGGGCCUAAAGCAACAAUCCUCAAGGGACCCAGCAUUGCUUGCUGCCGUGCACCAAAGACUCAGGACUGGACAAAAUGAAGCAUUAAAGUAACGAGUGAUAAUAAGAAUAAUAACCUGAAGAGCACAGGGGAACAUGAUGAAACACCAUUGCAUCAAUGGAAAGAGGGCUCACUAUGACUCAUGACAGCAGUGUUUAGUUAUUGUGGUAGAAGCUUUAUACUCUCUGCAGCUGACCAACAUCGAUUCUCUUGAUUCUUAUGUUGUUUUUAUUUUUACGUAUUCAUUAAUUCUAAUAGUUCAUUGUCUUAAACGUAACUCUCUAGGCUAAAAUUAGUUUCCAACUUAUGUUAGUUCAUUCAAAAUGCUUGAAAUAAAAUCAUACGAAUGUUUUAGGCAUUUUAUUUUUAAAUAUUACAGUUUCUAAGUCAGAAAUGUCUGCAUUAUUGCACUAAAUUGCUCCAUAAAGUAACCAUAUGAGGAAGCCGUAAACCCACAGCUCCUCCAGCAGCCCGAACUCCACUUUCAAAUAUGUCGGACGAUUGAACUUGACAUAAUCUAUCGAUCUAUUCGAUGGUCUGUCAAAUCUCUAAAUGGACGUCCAUAAUGACCACAGCGAUAGAUUGAACUUCAAUGGAACAUUAGUGGUAAUUAUCUGUCUACUUUAGCCCCCACGCGGCGCGUUUUCCAAGCAGCCGCUUCCUGGCAGUGCUGGAAUGAAAUCAGGACGGGUUAAACCCUCCUUAGGGUCUCGUCAAGUAAUUUACCAAAACCGGAGUGCAUCUGUGCAGAUGUUACUGCUUUGGCUGCAAAGAAGUUUCACCAUCUCGUGUGUCAAAAGCCACCCGGUAUUUGAGCUUUGCGCUGCAGGAGCUGCUUCUUGGGGUGUUUGCAUUGAGGAGGCGAGGUUGUCCACGUUGUUGUUGGGUGCUGUUUGUGUUUUAUUUGUAGUUUCCAGAUACACUGAUGCAGUUUUUUCGUUGUUGUUGUUUGCGCCCCUUUGAAAUUGAUAGUGUUGUCCACUCGGUACGCAUUGUGUCUUCCAGUGUGAACAUCAGCGGUUUUCUUUCUCGAGCUGUUCCUCUUUAAGGUCUGAAGACGUGAAAGUAUUUGACCACAGGGGACACGCAGAUUUAAAUGAACAUUAUUUUGUUCUUUAAUUUCAUGCCAACACCCAGCAGGGGUUUCAGUCUUUUUCCAACGGAAAACAGAAAGAAUUGUCGGUGUCUUUGACUUUCAACCUCACGUGUGUUGCUGCACUUGAAUAAAGAGAAAUUUAGCAA
This is a messenger RNA of Gasterosteus aculeatus aculeatus (three-spined stickleback), 4191 nucleotides long. It is a transcript of the gene lratd2a, whose product is annotated as LRAT domain containing 2a. The record is from RefSeq and is a predicted model, not a curated record. NCBI's taxonomy places the organism in Eukaryota, Metazoa, Chordata, Actinopteri, Perciformes, Gasterosteidae.